UUUGUAGUUUACAAAUUAUUUUUGAUUUAGGCGUUAGUUUUAAAGAAAAAAGAGAUCUUGAUACAAUUUCUUUCUUUCUUUUUUCUUUGAAAUUAAAGUUUGUAUAUAUGCGGGAAAAUAGAUGUGGUUAGAUCAAAUUUCAUAUUAAUCUAUAAAUAAGACAAAUAAAUAAGAAAAUGAAGCUAAGUUUAAUUAACUAAUUCUCUCUGAAUUUUUAACAUUCGUUGUACAUAUCUCAAUUAAUCAUUGUUUAACGCGCAGAAAUCUUAAAUUCUUUUUAUGCUGUAAUCACACUUUUACGUUUUCCAUUGAAUGAUGUUAUCUUAUCUUUAAUAAGAGAAUUAACUGCCCAUAAUAUUUGAAUUACCACGACAACUUUUUGGAAAAUGUCAAUUUGUAUUAAAAUAAACGUAAUUCUUUUAAUACAUCUUGCGAGUUCAUUUUAACAGAACAUAUUAUCGACUGCAGCUAUAAGUAAUUUCAUGAUACAAUCAGAACAAGAGUAUUUUAACAACAGAUAAGAUGUAGAAUUUUUAGAAUUUUAUCAAACAAUAUUAGUUAUUCUUAAUAAUAUUUUCUAAUAAUUAAUAAAUUGUUAUAUUCUACUGGAAUCUUUGAAAAGAUAUAUCAAAUAUUGUUUAUUAAUUAAUUAUUAAAAAAAAUACGAAAAAAUGAAAGUGGUUAUAAUUGGAGGUGGAAUAAUUGGUUUAACUACAGCUUUACAAUUAAAACAUGAAUUACGUAAUGCUGAAAUUACUAUUUUCGCUUCUGAUUUUAAUAAUACCGUUAGUCAUGUGGCAGCUGGAAUAUUUAGAGUUGGUUCAUCAUAUUUUGGACCAACUGAAGAAAUAACAAGAUGUUGGAUACGAGAUUCGUAUGAAUAUUACGAUGAUAUUCGAAAGUCUCACGAAGCUUCCUUUGCUGGUAUAACCGCUAUAUCCGGUUAUUUAUUUGCAAAUUCUUCACCAGAAACUGUUAAGAAUCAUUGGAUCGAAGAUUUAGUGCCAAUAUAUAGAAAAGCCACUGAUGAAGAAUUUGAAUUAGUGGAAGGUAAUUGGAAGUAUGGCUCAUUUUUUAGAACUCUUCUUACAGAGUGUAAACUGUAUCUGCCAUGGGCACGUAAUAAAUUAGAAAUAAGUGGAAUUAAAUUGGAAGAAAGAAAAUUGAAUUCUCUAACAGAACUUGUAUCUGAUUGGGAUUUAAUUAUGAAUUGUACAGGUCUCGGAGCACGAUCUUUAUGCAAUGAUAAACGUCUCGUUUCUAUACGUGGUCAAAUACUUAAAGUAAAUGCGCCAUGGUUGAAAACAUUUUUUUAUGGCGAAUUGGAUACUUACAUUAUACCAGGUUUUAAUGGUAUAGUUACUUUAGGUGGUUCGAGGAACUUUGAUUCUGAAAAUUUAAAACCUUGUCUGUAUGAAUCUACAGCAAUUCAUAAUAGAUGUAAAAACUUCUUACCAAAUAUUAAAAAAGCAGAAGUUGUAAAGAUAGAAGUUGGCUUAAGACCACAUAGAGAAAACAAUGUCAGAGUGGAAAGGGAACAAAUCAUAAAUGGAUUUUCCAAAGCUAUCCUAGUGCAUAAUUAUGGACAUGGAGGUUACGGAGUGUGCACUGCACCUGGAACUGCUAAGUAUGCCAUUAAAUUGGCGAAAGAAAUGCAUAAAUCAUCUAUUUCAAAAUUAUAAAUAAUGAAUAUUAUUGUGUAA
Molecule: messenger RNA, 1703 nt
Organism: Apis laboriosa (Himalayan honeybee)
Lineage: Eukaryota; Metazoa; Arthropoda; Insecta; Hymenoptera; Apidae
Gene: Daao1
Product: D-aspartate oxidase
Exons: 6
Coding region: 672-1682 (336 amino acids)
Molecular function (GO): FAD binding; D-amino-acid oxidase activity
Source: RefSeq, a predicted model, not a curated record